GGCCAGUACUCCGUGCCGCGGCUCUGUGCUGCCAGCCUGCCAGUGUGGCGUGCGCUGCUGCGCUGUGUUUGGCGUGCCGCUGUGACUCUGUGACCGCGAGGGCACACCGCGAGGCCGAGCCAGGCCGCGAAGCACGACGGGCAGCAGGACGAGGAGAGGAGAGUCGCGCUGCGCUGACGGCCGGACGCGUCACUGUCUGCCUUGGUACCCACAGGUGUCGGUCGGUUCGGUGCAUCGGCGCGGUGCACGCGAGCAGCCAGUCAGCCAGCCAGCCAGUCAGCCAGCAGCAGGCGCCUGGGCGCGCGCAGCAGUGCCUUUCCCGCCGCCGGAUUUCCCUCUUGGAUUUCCCUCUCGGUUUUCCCGGCCGCGGAAAACGAUGGCGGUGACGACGAGGACGGCAGCGCUGGCACUCCUGGUGGCGGGGGCCUUGGCGGCAAGCUUCAGCCUUGGCAGCGCGCAGUUCACGUUCCAGGACCGGUCAUUUGGUGGUAAUAACCGACAGAAUCUUCGCAUGGCGAAAGCACUUAAUGGAAGUGAAAGCCACUUUGAUGAAGUUCUUAGGAAUAUAUUGGUUCCCCGAGUUGUUGGUACUUCGUCACAUCAAAAAGUGAAAGAGUACAUCAUUGGUCAAAUGAGAGGGCUUGGCUGGCAAGUGGAAACAACUCCAUUUUACUCUAAGACACCUAACUUUGGGUCUCUGCUGUUUGAAAAUAUUAUUGCCAGAGUGAACCCCUCAGCAAAGCAAGUACUUGUUCUGUCAUGCCACUAUGACUCAAAAUAUUUUACUAACAUUGAAUUUUUGGGAGCCACUGAUUCAGCUGUCCCCUGUGCCAUGCUGAUAAAUUUAGCUCAUGCUCUUCAAAAUGAACUUCCAGCUCUAAAGGCAACGGAUGUGGGUCUUGAAUUGUGGUUCUUUGAUGGAGAAGAGGCCUUUGUACGCUGGGGGCCUAAUGAUUCUAUUUAUGGAUCUCGCUAUCUUGCUACCAAAAUGGAAAAGGAAAAUACCCUGGGAAAAAUUAAAUUGUUUGUUUUAUUGGACUUGCUGGGGACUCCGGGGCCCUAUUUCUACAGUUACUCAAGAGCAACAGAGGGUGCUUACCGUACCCUGGCAUCUGGAGAAAAGUUUCUGGCAGCAUCUCGGCAUUUGAAAGCUGUAGGUAGCAAUAAUGGAUUCAGGGGACGGCGCCUCUCGUAUUUCCAGGACAAUUCAGUUUCUCAUGCCGUUGAAGAUGACCAUACUCCUUUUCUUCAGAGAGGGGUGCCUGUUCUUCACAUCAUCCCUCAUAAAUUUCCAGAUGUAUGGCAUACGAAGAACGACAACUGGAAUGCCAUUGAUAGACCAACGGUAGAAGACCUCAACAAAAUAAUGAGAAUGUUUGUUCUCAAUUACCUUAACUUAUGAUUUCUUUGUUUCUGUUAAGACAUUAUUGAAAAGACUUACUCAUUCUGAACCAUGUAAAAAAUUGCCAACUCAGUGAAUAUGUCUAUCCCAAAGUUUUCAUAUUAUUUUCUCCUUUUUGACUGUAUAACUGUCAUUGUCUUAAAUUUUGUGACAACGAGGCACCCCUUGAAGUACUCAUUAGUUCGUUUGUGAUGCCCUUGGACUUCCCCCUCAUCACUCAAAUAGACCAGCUGAUUCCUUUGGCUGCUGACAGUGGUCUUGAGAGUUCAACAUUUUAACAAUGUUAGGCUUAGUUGCUCUUGGUUACUAUGCAUCAUGAAGCUCAAUGAAAAGGUUGUGAGCUAAUUGUAAGUUUUCCUAAAACACUAUUGUUAUUUUGUGAUGUGAUAUUUUUUUACUUUAGGGUGCACUGAACACCAUUAAUGUUUUCAUCUUAUUAAAGUGACCCAUCCUCGUUA
Messenger RNA from Thrips palmi, 1860 nucleotides. Its product is annotated as glutaminyl-peptide cyclotransferase-like. Gene Ontology annotation, molecular function: zinc ion binding; glutaminyl-peptide cyclotransferase activity. The record is from RefSeq and is a predicted model, not a curated record. The coding region runs from base 377 to 1402 and encodes 341 amino acids. The transcript has 6 exons. NCBI's taxonomy places the organism in Eukaryota, Metazoa, Arthropoda, Insecta, Thysanoptera, Thripidae.